AUGGAAGGAGCCAGCCGGGUAGAAGGAGCCGGCUGGGUGGAAGAAGCCGGCCGGGUGGACGGAGCCGGCCGGGUGGAAGGAGCCGGCCGGGUGGAAGGAGCCGGCCGGGUGGAAAGAGCCGGCUGGGUGGAAGGAGCCGGCCGGGUAGAAGGAGCCGACCGAGUAGAAGGAGCUGGCCAGGUGGAAGGAGCUGGCCGGGUGGAAGGAGCCGACCGAGUAGAAGGAGCUGGCCGGGUGGAAGGAGCCGGCUGGGUGGAAGGAGCCGGCCAGGUGGAAGGAGCCGACCGAGUAGAAGGAGCCAGCCGGGUGGAAGGAGCCAGCCGGGUAGAAGGAGCCAGCCGGGUAGAAGGAGCCAGCCAGGUAGAAGGAGCCGGCCGGGUGGAAGGAACCGGCCAGGUGGAAGGAGCCGGCCAGGUGGAAGGUGCCAGCCGGGUGGAAGGAGCCGGCUGGGUGGAAGGAGCCGACCGAGUAGAAGGAGCUGGCUGGGUGGAAGGAGCCGGCUGGGUGGAAGGAGCCGGCCAGGUGGAAGGAGCCGGCCGGGUGGAAGGAGCCAGCCAGGUGGAAGGAACCGGCCGGGUGGAAAGAGCCGGCUGGGUGGAAGGAUCCGGCCGGGUGGAAGGAGCCGACCGAGUAGAAGGAGCUGGCCGGGUGGAAGGAGCCGGCAGGGUGGAAGGAGCCAGCCAGGUGGAAGGAGCCAUCUGGGUGGAAGGAGCCAGCCGGGUAGAAGGAGCCAGCCGGGUAGAAGGAGCCAGCCGGGUAGAAGGAGCCAGCCGGGUAGAAGGAGCCAGCCGGGUAGAAGGAGCCAGCCGGGUAGAAGGAGCCAGCCAGGUGGAAGGAGCCAGCCGGGUAGAAGGAGCCAGCCGGGUAGAAGGAGCCAGCCGGUAG
Octopus sinensis (East Asian common octopus) is the source of this 885-nucleotide messenger RNA. Its product is annotated as fibrinogen alpha-1 chain-like. The record is from RefSeq and is a predicted model, not a curated record. Lineage: Eukaryota; Metazoa; Mollusca; Cephalopoda; Octopoda; Octopodidae. The coding region runs from base 1 to 885 and encodes 294 amino acids. The transcript has a single exon.